AUGGCCUUCCUUGCCCUCGGCCUUCUGGCCUGGUGGCUUUGGAGGCACAGGGCCUUUGUUGCCAGCUGGACCUGGGGCGAGGGGCGACGGUGGGGCGCCACAGAGGACGAAGACGGGGCCGGGGACAGUUUUGGGAAGGCAGGCGGCUUGCCGCUUGGGCAGUGCCGGCUUUUCUGCAAGCCUUCGGCUCUGGCCCAUGCCUUGGUCAAGACCUUCUGGCGAUCCGCUGAUCUGGACGCCCGACGGUGGUCCUGGAAGAGUUGGCCAAACCUGCAGACCGUCGCUCAGCUCCUCUGGCCCCCAGACUGGCUGCCGGAGUUCUCCAGGGACCAUCUCCGACUGGAAGACGGCGGCAUCGUUGCCCUGGAUUGGGUGGUCGGACCGUCAGCCAGGGGUAGGACAGCAACCAGCGCAGCAGAUUCCGCAGUGCUGCUGGUGGUGCCAGAUGCUGCCGGCCAGAUCACUCGGAACGUCCUCCAGCUGUGCCGGCUGGCCCUGCAGGAGGGCUAUUACCCGGUCAUCUUCAACAGGCGCGGGCACAACGGCUGCCCACUCUGCAGCCUGAAGGUGCAGCCGUUUGGUGACCCGGCAGACCUGAAGGAGGCCAUGGCCUACAUCCGCUUCCGGCAUCCCACCUCGAUGCUCUUUGCCGUCAGCGAAGGCUCCGGCUCCGGCCUGUUGCUCUCCUAUUUGGGCGAAUGUGGGUCAUCCAGCUACCUGGGCGGGGCGGCCUGCAUCUCACCCGUGCUGAAGGCCCAGGACUGGUUCGAGGCCAGCAGCAUCCCUUGGUGGUACGAAUGGGUCCUGCUCAUGUUCCAGAAAAGACGCAUCAGCAGGUACGCCGAGGCCCUGAAAGAGGCUGUGGAGAUGGACCGGGCGCUUGGGAGCUGCUCGCUGCGAACCUUUGAAGAAGCGCUCUUCUGCCACGGAAAGAGCCAAAGCCCCUCCUGGGAGGCCUACUGGGACCACAACGACCCACUGAGGGACGUGGACGAGGUGGCCGUGCCGGUCCUGUGUCUCUGCAGUGCCGAUGACCCGAUCCGGGGCCCGCCAAACUACACGCUCCCUUGGGAACUCUUCCAGAGCAACCCUUACUUCUUCUUGCUGCUGAGUCCACACGGUGGCCACUGUGGCUUCUUCGGAAAGAGCCCCCUGGCCUCUUGGGGAAACGCGGUGACCCUUGCGUACCUGCGUACUGUGGCGGAGUUUUUCCGCCUGGAGGAGAGGCUGAAGGAAAGGCCCCGCCGGAGGAGUUUGGCCACGCAGCAUCACCGCCGGCGGGGCACUCUUCAAAGCAGAAGCACUUCACUCUCCUCCCACGGGACCUUCAGCUGGCAACGGUCGUACACCCGGUAA
Messenger RNA from Elgaria multicarinata webbii, 1356 nucleotides. It is a transcript of the gene ABHD15, whose product is annotated as abhydrolase domain containing 15. The coding region runs from base 1 to 1356 and encodes 451 amino acids. NCBI's taxonomy places the organism in Eukaryota, Metazoa, Chordata, Lepidosauria, Squamata, Anguidae. Gene Ontology annotation, molecular function: monoacylglycerol lipase activity; short-chain carboxylesterase activity. The record is from RefSeq and is a predicted model, not a curated record. The transcript has 2 exons.